This is a messenger RNA of Culicoides brevitarsis, 1515 nucleotides long. RefSeq lists its product as uncharacterized. Bases 129 to 1451 code for a protein of 440 amino acids. Lineage: Eukaryota; Metazoa; Arthropoda; Insecta; Diptera; Ceratopogonidae. The record is from RefSeq and is a predicted model, not a curated record. The transcript has 2 exons.
GUUUUCAAUGGCCGGCAACUACUUGUUUAUCUCCAGUUUUUAAUGAUUUUUCGGUGUAAAUAGCCAAAUAUUCAGCCAUCCAACUAGUUAGUCAUCAAGCUAAAGCCUCCAAGAGUCCUUAAAACAUCAUGUCAUCGUGGUUUUGUGCAGUGCCAGACUGCAAAAACAACUCCUCAAACUCCCAUGUCUCGUUCAAACAUGACUUUCCACGUGGUGGUUUGAUGAAGCAAAAGUGGCUGGAAGCGUGUGGCAUCAAAGAAGCGAAGAAAAACACCAAAGUCUGUCGCGACCACUUCCACGAAAGGGACUACACAAUAUUCUCGCAUUCCCCGAAUGGAGGUUGUCGAUUGCGACCGAAUGUGGUGCCGUCCAAAAAUAUGGGACGAGACCGAGCACUCCGAUCAUCUCGUGAGUUCACAUCGACGCCGAAUUCAAUGAUGACCGACUACAAUUACAUCAGUGAGGUUUCGUUGGAGGAAUUGAAAGAAGCAGCCAGGAAUACUUCGAUCAAAGUGAUGCUCGACAAACGCGAAGCUUUGAAUGGAAUUCGGAAAAAUGGCAGUAUCAAUGGAGAAGGCGAACCUUGCAAAAAACUAAAGUUGUCCGAAGCGAAAGAGCCCCCAAAACUGCCAACAACAUCACAAGCGAUAAUUUUACUCAUGAACUCGGAUCCGUACAAAUAUCUGGGACUGACUCCCGCAUCAAUUGACUUGGUGGAGACCCUUGCAUCGAAUAUCAGCAUUUCCGAAAUGAAUGUCAUCCUCACGUUCCGCAAACUGAAACUGGACGAGGACCUGUCUGUGCUAGAAGACUACUUUAACUUGAAGGACGGCGAGGCAAAGGAACUUUUUUGCUAUACGACAAAAACGAUUGCGCGAUUUAUGCAGAGUUUAGUGCAACUUCCAUCGAAGUACGUUGUCUUUGAGGACAUUCCAGUGAGUGCGCGCCGAAAACUGUGCCAGACACGAUUUUAUCUCAGUUCCUUCCCCGUUGUCAUCGAGAAAACACAAGAUUUGUACAUCAACGAAGUGACUUUCAAUGGUACAAAGCACGUCAUCAACUACUUUUUCUUGGUAACGCCCGACGGAUGUAUCGCCCAUGUGUCUCCCGGCUAUGGAGGACGAUUAACGCCCGAGAAAACCUUACCGGCAAUCAAGAGUAUCAGGGAAUUAAUUGAAGAUGGCUUCAAUAUUAUCGAUCUCGUGCCCGAAUUUCAGGAGGACGAAGAGGAUCCCGAGAAGAAUCUUAAUUUUGAGCAAAAAUUGGCAUUUGAGACCAUUAAACGGAUGCGCCAAUUCACCUUGAUCAACAACAAGAAAGCUUUGACUUCGGAUUUUGUCAAAUUGCUGGACGAAAUCGUCAUCAUUAUUGCAGCAAUGGUCAAUUUACAGUCAGUGAAUUACGAUGACGAUGAACAACCAUUUACAAAAGAAGAAAAAAUAGAACCAUAAGUCUUAAUUCAUCGAUCAAAUUCAAUUAUUUAGUGCGUAAAAAUCAAAAGAAAUAUAUAAUACA